Molecule: messenger RNA, 2247 nt
Organism: Spea bombifrons (plains spadefoot toad)
Lineage: Eukaryota; Metazoa; Chordata; Amphibia; Anura; Pelobatidae
Gene: HPSE
Product: heparanase
Exons: 12
Coding region: 298-1905 (535 amino acids)
Cellular component (GO): membrane; extracellular matrix
Molecular function (GO): hydrolase activity, acting on glycosyl bonds
Source: RefSeq, a predicted model, not a curated record
CUUUUGUCUGUGUAUGCCGUUUUUGGUUGUGUUUUUUUUUUUUUUAAUAUAAAAGGAAGUUGAGGUCGCCCUUUGACUUAUUUAGGCAACAGAGUGUAAACAUUUGCAACCCCAGCAGAAAUGAAAGCACGGAUUGGUUAGGGAGUGCUGCAGAGAUUUGCUCUGCCUUUCAUAAUACUCUAGAGAGGAAAUGGUUAGUUCCUGGACAUAGCUGUUUUUCUUUAAUAGAUUUCUACACCAAGUUGAUUUUUGGAUUCUUUCUUCUCCAUCAGUGCUCUUCUGAUAAGUGGCAGAGCAAUGUAUCUGACGGUGUGCUUAGUGCUCCUGGCUGGUGCUUUAGUAAAGGCUUCUCCCAGUGCCGGCGAUGUCGUACAUCUUAAAUUACAGUUGAAGGAUAGGAGUAAAUCUGUCUUAAAUCCAAGGUUUCUCUCUGUGACUAUUGAUGCUAGUCUUGCUUCGGAGCCCAAAUACAUUGCAUUUCUAGGGUCUCAAAAGCUAAUCACUUUAGCCAAAGGGUUAUCCCCAGCAUAUCUGAGAUUUGGAGGAACAAAAUCCGACUUUCUGAUAUUUGACCCACGGAAAAAUGGAUCGCUUGAAGAAACUGUUUAUAGGGACCAAAAACCAAACCAAGUGGCUGAUUUAUGCGAAGGAAUCCUACCCGUGGAUGUGUUGCAGAAGCUGAAAUCUCAGUGGCCUUCACAAGAAGAUCAAAUCUUGAAGGAGUUUUUUCAGGAAGAAUACAGAAACGCCACUAUCACAACAACUACUAUGGAUCUGCUGUACAGGUUUGCACACUGCUCAGGAUUAAAUCUUAUUUUUGGAUUAAAUGCUUUACUGAGAAAAGGAAACCAUGAAUGGAACAGCUCAAAUGCCAAGUUACUGCUAGAUUACUGUUCCUCUAAGAAGUAUAACGUGUCCUGGGAACUUGGCAAUGAACCCAACAGCUUCAGAAAGAAAUCUGGAGUUUAUAUUGAUGGAUCUCAACUUGGCAAAGAUUUUGUCGAUUUACAUAACCUCCUUCUCAAGUACAGUAGCUACAGGAACACUGGGCUUUUUGGUCCUGACAUUGGCCAGCCUAAAAAACAGUCCCAAAAGAUGCUAAAGAGAUUUUUAACUUAUGGGGGUAAAAUCAUUAAUUCAGUUACCUGGCAUCACUAUUAUGUUGACGGCCGAACUGCAUCUGAGAGGGACUUUCUCAGUCCAGAUAUAUUGGACUCCCUCAUCUCAGAGAUAACCACUGUGUUCAAGAUUGUAAAUGAAACUGUUCCUGGGAAACUCAUAUGGUUGGGAGAAACCAGUUCGGCAUACGGCGGUGGAGCACGUGGAUUGUCCAACACAUACAUAGAUGGCUUCAUGUGGCUGGAUAAACUAGGAAUAUCCGCUAAACUAGGAAUUAAUGUGGUGAUGAGGCAAGCAUUAUUUGGAGCGGGAUCGUAUAAUCUUGUGGAUUCCGAUUUUGAGCCUUUACCAGAUUAUUGGCUGUCGCUGCUGUUUAAGAAACUAGUUGGAAACAUUGUUCUGGAUGCCAGUUUCAAAAGUUCUGAGAAUAGAGAUGACCGAAGGCUUCGCGUUUACAUGCAUUGCACAAACAGUGACAACCCAAAUUACGCACUGGGAGAUGUUACUCUAUUUGCCAUUAACUUAUACAACAGUACGCAGAUCAUGACCCUACCAAGCAUUUUAUCCCAAAAGUUUGUAGAUGAAUACCUGCUGUUACCUGGAGAUGACGAAGGACUGUUUUCUGCGUCUGUCCUCUUGAAUGGCCAAGUUUUGAAGAUGGUGGAUGACAAAGUACUUCCAACAUUAAAUGGGAAAUUGCUGGACCCUGGCUCACCACUAGUUCUUCCUCCUCUCAGCUUUGGCUUCUUUGUUGUGAAGAAUGCUAAAGCUAGUGCAUGUCUGUAAACAUUUACAGGGAACUGUCUCUAACCUUACUAGGUGCCUUUGUAUUAGAAACUUAUGACGAAAUCACAUUGAUGUAUUUAUUCUCACCUGGUGCCAUCCAGAUAAUAAGUACUGGCAUUUAAGCUUCAAGACUGGAGAAAAUAAUGCACAUAUUGCUCAAAUUUGUGGCACUAAACAAAAAAUAUGACAAUCAGGGAAUGUAUUUGCUGCUAAAGUGUAAAAUGGGUCAAAGACAACAUGUCAUCUUCAUUGUCUGAACAGGGACUUUGUACAGCUGCUGUAUAAACGUCAUUAAUAUUUAUAAAAGUAAAGAAAGCUUCAAACUGAUAAUAUUACUAAUUA